AGAAGCGAGAGGAUGGAGUGAGUGAAAUAAAGCCACACUUCGUAUUUCUCACAGACACUUUUUUCAUAAUUUGGCAGGAAGAGGGGAGGGCUGGACCAGUGCGCGGCAUUACGAGAAAACGUGCAUGUUUAGUAGUAGAAAGCAGCUGCCUGUCUCUUUUACGCAUACCCUACUCCAGUGAAGGCAGCAGCAGCAGUUCAGAUCAGAUUUCACAUUCAGCCCCGACCAGCUGAGAGAGAGAGAGAGAGAGAGAGACAGCCAGAGAGCAGGAGGGCUCGUUUCUCCGCUUUCCUCUCCGAAAACCCUUUUUCUCCCUGAGCGCAGCCACUGACCGCUCCUGCGAGGAGAAACCCGGGUGUGCGACGCAGUUAUCGGGAUUUUUAAUUUUUUUUUUUUUUACCUCCUUCCCUCCUUUUUUUUUUCUUUUAUGUAUUUUUGCAGGAUUUCAGCAGCGAGAGCGCCACAGAGAAUUAGAUAAGAGGGAAGAAGAAGAAAAAGAAGAGAUGGACGAGCAGCCGAGGUUGAUGCACUCUCACACGGGGGUAGGCAUGGCAGGGCACCCCGGCCUGCCGCAGCAUAUGCAAGAAGGCACCGGGGGAACGGACGGCGACGGAAGAAAGCAGGACAUUGGAGACAUUUUACAGCAAAUUAUGACCAUCACGGAUCAAAGUCUGGAUGAAGCCCAAGCCAGGAAACACGCUCUGAACUGUCACAGGAUGAAGCCUGCGCUUUUCAACGUCCUGUGUGAAAUCAAAGAGAAAACAGUGCUGAGCAUCCGCGGCGCCCAAGAGGAGGAGCCCCCGGACCCCCAGCUCAUGCGACUGGACAACAUGCUGCUGGCAGAGGGCGUGUCCGGUCCGGAGAAAGGUGGAGGUUCUGCGGCGGCCGCGGCUGCGGCGGCCGCCUCUGGAGGGGCGGGAGCGGACAACUCGGCAGAGCAUUCUGACUACAGGGCCAAGCUGUCCCAGAUCAGACAGAUCUACCACACAGAGCUGGAGAAGUACGAACAGGCGUGUAACGAGUUCACCACCCAUGUGAUGAACCUGUUGAGAGAGCAGUCGCGCACGCGGCCCAUUUCGCCCAAAGAGAUCGAACGCAUGGUGAGCAUCAUCCACCGCAAGUUCAGCGCCAUCCAGAUGCAGCUGAAGCAGAGCACCUGCGAGGCCGUGAUGAUCCUGCGCUCCCGCUUCCUCGAUGCCAGACGAAAAAGACGAAACUUCAACAAGCAGGCGACAGAGAUCCUGAACGAGUAUUUCUACUCACACCUCAGUAACCCCUACCCCAGUGAGGAGGCUAAAGAAGAGCUGGCAAAGAAGUGUGCCAUCACAGUGGCCCAGGUUUCCAACUGGUUCGGGAAUAAAAGAAUCAGAUACAAGAAAAACAUUGGUAAGUUCCAAGAAGAAGCCAACAUGUACGCUGCGAGAACUGCCGUGAAUGCGGCUAAUGCAUCCUCACAUGGAAGCCAAGCAAAUUCACCCUCAACUCCAAACUCUGCAGGUUCUGCUGGCUCUUUUAACAUGUCAAACUCGGGGGACUUGUUCAUGAGCGUGCAGUCUCUCAAUGGGGACUCGUACCAGGGGGCUCAGGUGGGAGCCAACGUGCAGUCGCAGGUGGAUACCCUUCGCCAUGUUAUCAGUCAGACAGGCGGAUACAGUGAAGGACUCACAGCCAACCAGAUGUACAGUCCGCAGGGCAUCAAUGCAAACGGUGGCUGGCAGGAUGCUCCAACCCCCUCAUCAGUGACAUCACCCACAGAAGGACCCGGAAGCGUUCACUCCGAUACCUCCAACUGAUCCUCCACCCACCCGCUUCCUCUUGAUUCCCGCCUUCCUCCAUCCACCGCGCCCCCUCCCCACCCAAAACUUAUACCCGACACCCUUUUCUGGGACCGGAUGUGACGCAGCGGGACACGGUCGGGGUCUGGAGACGACGUUUUCACCAUCACAGACAAAACUGUUCACUUUUCCUAUCUGGACCACGGCGGCACCGUUAGCAGCCUGUGCGCGUAGGGGACUCAUAUUCACACCUCACAGUUUGUACAGUUUCCACUCGAUGUCCAUGUUGCCUCUUUGUAUUUCUCUUUACAGCAUAUCUUCACUCAGCAGGCUCACAGCAGCAUAUCGGCCCACGUCUUGUAAAUUGAGAUGCUUUCACUCUACCUCUAUUCGAAACAUGGCAAACGAAAUUGAAAAGGCUUCACUUUUACAAAGUUUCAUAUUUUUACAGUUUUCUCACACAGCACAUCAAAGCCCUCUCAUCACACGCCUGAUUAAUGGCUUUGUUUUUACCUAUGGUGCCAAAGUUCAGCCCUGGAGGUGAAUUUUGAAAACAUUAUCUCAUGUUCUUACAUUUCUCAUGCCACACACUGUAAGCUAUCAUUAUUAUUAUUAUUAUUAUUAUUAUGUUAGUCCAGUUAUAUUAGUAUCCAGCCCCAGUUUGUAUCAUUUGUAUUCAGAACUUCUACGGCAGACACCGACAUCAAAGACCUUUAUUGUUUUGUGCCAUAGUAGUUACAUUUUAACUAACAGUGCAGAAACGUUACAAAUCAAUAUGAUAUUAAAGCACAAUAAGAUCUACUGAUGGAGGUCAAAGGGAGCGUCUGUAAACGUCUGCCAGCCAAAAACUGCUGGUAACAAACAGGAACAGCUGUUCUGUUUUAGGCUGCCGUGUUGUCGGGUUUGAAGACGCUGCACGUCCUUUAUUAGGAGUCACAUUUAUUCACGUAUGGAAUCAUAUUUGUGCCAAACAUCUGAGAAUCAUCUCAGUCAUUUUGAGUACAGAAUCGAGCUUUGCUCACAUUAUUCUUUUCCAAUAAGUAAAUUGCAUUUAAAUAGCAAUAAUUUCUCCAAACUGAGGCUCAGCCUUUCAGACAUUUUAAUGUAAAGUUGCUGAAUUAAUGUAAAAUUGAAAUAACUAUUUUCCACAGACUCUUAUGAUACUCGAUGUUAAUAUUUACUGAGACAUGUUAGGACACGUCGCUAAGCAGCAUCUUCACUUCAAUAUUGAAUCAUAUGUUCCAUCAUUUUUAUUCCCAUAUUAUUAUUUUUCGGCUCGUUUUGUGAUCCUAAGGAUUGUUGGGUUUAGUUAUGAACAUAUAAGGAUCUGUCAGCCCUCAGAGGAGGUAAAUUAUACGUGUGCAUGUUUUCACAGUAUUUGCAGAAAAUCGCAGCUCCUUUAUCAGCACUGUUCUUUGUAAUCAAAAAUAAUUUUCUGUGCUCAAAAUGUCUCUGUGAAUCGUCAGGAUUGAUCCAUAAAUAUGAUCCAUAAAUGUUCAGCUCAAUCCGCUCACCUGUCCUGUAACACGUUCUGCUUUGGACCGCGACCCCAGUCCAAAAUGAGACUUGUGACAUUUGUAUGUACAGUAGAAAGUAAUGUAUACAUGAUUAUCAUUUACAUACUUUGAUACCAAAAAAAGUCUGAAUUUUUCUCCUCAUUGGGAUCAGCUUUAUCACAGUUUUCUUCCCUCUGUUUGAAGGAUUUUAUUAUGUGCAGUACUCGUGGGCAUCUCAUUAUGCUCUAGUACUCUGUCUCCAAAACCAAAAUAAUGCAGUGUUUAUAUAAAUUCAAAUGAAAACAAAUACCCUGAUGGCACACAAAUCCAGAUGAUGUUUGGAUAUAUUUUUAUGUCUCCAUUUUGCAAAUAAGUCACCGGUUUUUGUUUCACUUGAUAUUCUUUUGUUUCUUUUUAUGCUACCAUUAGACGUGAAUUAGCCCAAGAAUGCUCUAUAUACAGUAUGUAGAUAUGCACCUUUACACUUCUUUUGCUGAUUUGGACAGUAGCUAUUUCAAUGCAGCCUCUCUGAGUUCCUGUUGGAUUUCGGGUGAACUCCUCCUGAUAUUUUAUACUCAUAUCAUCAUUACAAUUCUGCAUCCAAGAUGGCUGCUGUCCCAAUGAAGGUGACGUGAAAAGUCAGUGUUAACAUCGCCCUCUCUUUGGCUUUGAUUUUAGCGGAACUGAACCCUGAGACAAAACUCAGUCCCGAGAUCCCAAACAGCCAAAAACAGCCUGAAAACCACAGGUAUCAUUUUUUUUUACAGUAUUUAUGUAUGAAAUCACGGAUGUCUCGGAGCUGCAGUGUUGAACCACGGCGUGAUCACACCAGACAAACUCAUGUGAGUGACUCAGAGCGGCGCGGCUCACCUGCGCAGCGCUGCAGCCGAGGGGCCGGCGCGCAGCGCCCGCCCCGGUCGUGUCUUCGGGAGUGAUCGGAGUGACAGCGGCGGCCGCGCAGGGCAAACCCGAGGACUGUUUUUGCGCCCCUCAAAGAAAAAAGAAAAGAAAGGCUUAACUCUGCUUUUCACAUUGCCUGUCAAAUAUUACGGAAGCUUCAUGUAAUGAUGCUUUUUGGGGUUUUGAACAUAAAAGGCGAAGAGACAUGAAAAGAAAGAUGAACAAUUUGUAAAACAUGAAAUGUUUUAUUUGUUGCAUGUCUUUUUGUUCUUCAAUAAAAUAACGUACUGCAGUGUU
Archocentrus centrarchus (flier cichlid) is the source of this 4468-nucleotide messenger RNA. Its product is annotated as pre-B-cell leukemia transcription factor 1. Gene Ontology annotation, biological process: regulation of DNA-templated transcription. Gene Ontology annotation, molecular function: DNA-binding transcription factor activity, RNA polymerase II-specific; DNA binding. The transcript has 9 exons. The coding region runs from base 504 to 1793 and encodes 429 amino acids. Lineage: Eukaryota; Metazoa; Chordata; Actinopteri; Cichliformes; Cichlidae. Gene Ontology annotation, cellular component: nucleus. The record is from RefSeq and is a predicted model, not a curated record.